CCACCGUUGACUGCCUCUCAUAGAGCUGCCUCCUCAGCCUCAACCAGGACCAUUCAGGCUACAGAAAGGGGUGCCGGCUGCAGGCCUCACAACCAGCCCGCCAAUGCCUGCCUGGGGGGCCCUGCUGCUGCUCUGGGCUGCCACGGAGGCCACCAACGACUGCCCCGCAGAGUGCACCUGCCAGGCUCUGGAGACCAUGGGGCUGUGGGUGGACUGCAGGGGGCGGGGACUCAAGGCCCUGCCCGCCCUGCCAGUCCACACCCGCCACCUCCUGCUGGCCAAUAACAGCCUCCGCUCCGUGCCCCCUGGUGCCUUCGACCACCUGCCCGGGCUGCAGAUCCUCGACGUGAUGCACAACCCCUGGCACUGCGACUGCAGCCUCACCUACCUGCGUCUCUGGCUGGAGGACCACACGCCCGAGGCCUUGCUGCAGGUCCGCUGUGCCAGCCCCGCGCUGGCCACCACCCGGCCGCUGGGCUGGCUGACGGGCUACGAGCUGGGCAGCUGCGGCUGGCAGCUACGGGCGCCCUGGGCCUACCCGGGGGUCUGGUGGGAUGUGGCACUGGCUGGUGUGGCCGCGCUGGGCCUGGCUCUCCUGGCUGGCCUGCUGUGCACCACCACAGAGAUGCUCGGCUGAGCCCCUCCCAGACCCCGCCAGGCCCAGGC
This is a messenger RNA of Nyctereutes procyonoides (raccoon dog), 666 nucleotides long. RefSeq names its product glycoprotein IX platelet (gene GP9). The record is from RefSeq and is a predicted model, not a curated record. The transcript has 2 exons. Bases 104 to 637 code for a protein of 177 amino acids. Lineage: Eukaryota; Metazoa; Chordata; Mammalia; Carnivora; Canidae. Gene Ontology annotation, molecular function: protein binding.